Molecule: messenger RNA, 165 nt
Organism: Suillus clintonianus
Lineage: Eukaryota; Fungi; Basidiomycota; Agaricomycetes; Boletales; Suillaceae
Exons: 1
Coding region: 1-165 (54 amino acids)
Source: RefSeq, a predicted model, not a curated record
AUGAAACUGAACGUCACCGUCAGAGACGGACUUCACAUUCUGCAGAAACAUACGAGCAGUCUCGAUGUCCCGGACUUGCAGGCCCUUGCGAAGGACUAUCAUGUCAGCGCGAUGCCCAUCAUAUGCCGGAUGAUGAUCGCAAUUGCGGUGCAGCGCCCUCAUUGA